UAGGUGCUCUCAGGUAAGCUGCUCUCUCUUGACCUCACCUAUAAUAUGGGGAUAAUAACUCACAGAGUUUUCCCUAAGGAUUAGUGAUGUUGAAUAUGUGAAGCACCUGGAAUCUGCUAAAAACACUAUAUGAAUGCUAAAUCUGAUGAUGACCUAGUGCAGAAUGUAUUUCCUUGCCGGAAGGGCUGUAACAUAGUGGCAGAACAUCUGCUUUGCUUGGGAAAGGUUCCAGGUUCAAUUCCUGGUAUCUCUAGGUAGGGCUGGGAGAGAAUGCUGUCUGAAAUCCUGGAGGGCCACUGAUGGUCAGUGUAGACAACCCUGAGAUGGAUGGACCAAUCGUCUGCGUUCAGGGAGCCUGAGCCGGUUGAAGAAUGCGUCCAGAGUACGCUGGCCGCCUUGUACCCCCCCUUCGAAGCCACUGCCCCCACCCUGCUGAGCCAGGUCUUCGAGGUGCUGGAGCGGACGUACCAGCACGACGCCCUGCGCUACACCCUCGACUUCCUUGUUCCUGCCAAGCACAUCCUGGCUCGCAUCCAGAGUGAAGCCUGUGCUCAGUAUAGUGGCUUUGUGUUCUGCCACGAGGGUUGGCCACUGUGCCUCCGCGAGAAGGUCCUAGUGCAGCUGGGCUCGCUGCCCUGGCAGCACCUCUGCCCUGGCGAUUUCUACCUGCAAGUGGUGCCUCACCGGGAGUGCUCUCCGCGUCUGGUGCUGAAAUGUCUCUCCCCAGAGGGCCGUGGCGUCCAGGAGCUGCCUGUGUCCUCUGACUCCUACCCCUUCCUUUUCACCGUCGAGUGGCUCAAUGGCAUCAACAAGGAACGCAGAGCGGGGCGCCUGGAGCGUUGCCUCCUGGCUGCUGGAGAGAAGGUGCUGAGCCUGCCCUGGCCGGAACUGGUCUACCCCCAGUUUGUGCACAAGGACGGGUUCAUUGUGGGUCAGCGGUGCCCUGCGGAUUUGCCUCCUGAGGUCCUGGGGGCCCGGAGCCCUGGAGACGGGCGCCAUUCAGGCGGCGAGAACCGGGAGUCCGAGGGGGAAUACGUUCACCUCCUGGAGGUCAGCCCCACCCUGCACCAAGCCCCCAGGAUCCCACAGCCUUGCGGUACCCAAAUCCAGACAAUGCCUACUCGCAAGGGGCACAAUAAGAGCAGGAGCCGGCGCCAUCGGGCCUGGCUCCACCACAAGUCUGGGUGUGGGGAGAACUUUGCCUUGCGCCAGGCCUGUAAAACCCAGGAGGCAGAGAGGUGCAGCCGAGAAAGCAGCACUCGGGGGGAUAGGGUUGAGCAGCAGAGAGGAAAUCCUACUCUAGUCCUGGGUUUAGCAUCAGAAGCCUCUCAGGAAGUGGUAAGCUUGAGUCCUGGACAACAAGAGCAAAACCAGAGCCCCUCUGGAACUGAGGCACGGGCUGCCAUUUUUGAUGUUGUUGCUGCUGCUGCUGCCACUGAGGACACAGGACAAGGGAAAGCUGAGGUGCCAGGAACUGCCCACCACGAUCCUGCUCGUUCCAAGGAGGACAGUAAUGAGAACCACUCUCCGGCUGCAGCCACACCCAAACGCACCUCUAAGGGAAACCGCAGGAAGAAAAAGGGGGCCGGGAGAGGAGGCGGCGGACGAAUUAGACAGGGGGUCGAUCCGGCUAGCAAAGAAGAAACAGCUUCUACCGAUACAAAAGAGCCCAGGAAAGAGGAAAUUUAUGUUGGUACAAGGGAACAGGAUUCGAGGAAUGCAGAAGCUGUAAUUAGCACCCAAGAGCAAGCAGCUAGCAUCGAGGACUGCUGUGUCAGCAUCGCAGUUUGCGGCAGCACCCAGGAGAGAAGUAGCGUCCCUGGGGAUCGAAGCCUUGUCGCCGGAGAGGAGGUUGUCAGUGCCAGUGAGUUGGCUGCUGGCACUGGAGAAUGUACUGUUAACACCAGGGAGCCAGAGGGUGAUGCAGAAAAGUGCUCUCUUUCUGUUGGCGAUGGUGGCAUUGGCACCAGCGGAAGGGGCAUCGGCAGAGAAGGCCCGGGCCUUUGUGCUGAAGAUCCAGCUGCUUCUGCUGAGGCUGACGGACCUGCAGUUGGCAGAGAGGAGCAGAGCAUCAGCCCCCCAGGGCAAGGGGUGGAUGGUACUGAAGGGCCUUGUAUGGGAGAACAGGGCCUCCCCGUUAGCACUGAAGAAGCGACGUUGAUCCCAUUGCCAAAGAAGAAGGAGCCAAGUGCUGAUGGGAGAGAGGAAGCCUUAAGUACUGCAGCUGAUCAGGGCGCAGAGGAAACACAGAAUUCCCCUCACCGUGCUGCAGUUCAUCUUGGGCAGGCUGUAGACUGGGCGCUUGUGCUGUCGGGUGUCUUUGCUCUAACAGGAGGAAUGGACAGGUCAGGACGGCCCUUGCUGAUUGUGGUGCCUCAGCCUCUUCGGGAUGAGCUGCCACCAGGACAAACGGAUCUAGUCAAUACCAUGAGAUACCUGUACUCCCUUCUCAGGCAAGAGCUGAAAGCCCGUGGGCUGACACUAUUGUUGGACCUGAGCCAGGUGGAUGACUGGGCCCUCCAGGCCCCUGUGCUGCUGCCGGCCAUUAGGACAUUCCAGGAGAGUGCUCCAGCCCCCAUCCGUCAGCUGCUGGUGAUAUUGCCACCUGAUGACCGUUUUGUACCCCAUGAAGAGGAGCUGGCUUUGGAACCUGCUGCGGGGGUCAGAGUUCUCUCUCUUCCUGAACUGCCACAUUAUGUGGCUUUGGACCAGCUGACUCCGACACUAGGAGGGACCCUGAACUACUCAGCAUGCAAAUGGGUUGAGGAACACCAGGCUCUUGAGCAACUGCAGUCUCUCUGUCGUAGCGUCCUACAGGCUGUGUGCGAGGCCAGUGCCCACCUUGAAGCAGUGGGAACAGCGUCAAGUCAAGAGGAACUGUCGGCCCAGAUCACCUUGCACCAAGAGACCAUGCAGAAGCUCCUCUCAGAGCCGCGCCUGCUGGAACUCCAGCGCCGUGGGGGGGCCUUGCUGGCACGGCUGCCCCCCCUGGGGCCCUGCAGUACAGAGGCUGUGGCUGCUACCAGGCUCUACCAAGAGGUGGAUGAGGCCCUUCAUGGCCUGGUCCAACUCAGCAACCGGCGCCUGGAGGUGCUGCAACAAGAACGGGAAAACGCACAGGUUCAGGAACAAGCUCUGGAAAACAAGGCCCAUCUUGAAUCUACUGGCAACUGUGUAGAAGAGAAAAGGGAAGCAAAGAGGCCUGUCGAAGGGUUGGCUGAGGGUGCAUCACUGGAGAGGACACUGCUGCAGAGCCCCAAGUCCCCAGGGAGGAUGCAGCUCAUGCCAGAAGCUGGCUGUGCCCCACGGCCACGGGCCUGCAGCAUAAGUGCCUCCUCCUCACCCAAGCACGGCUGGGGCCUGGGGUCCAGAUUUGGCUCCUCUUGCAGCCUGACCUCCCUCUUCCAGCCGCACCCCAGCCCCAAGGCCUCCCCUUGCUGUUCUCCCACUCGAAGCGGCGUCCUGGAGAGUGGCAAGAAGAGGCAGGGCCUUCCCAGCAGCCCCAAAUCAUCUCUGUCCCCCGUCUCCCAGCUGGCUUUGCGAGCCUUGAGUGACCCUGGCCGCCCCAGCGUGCACAUCCGCGGCCUGGAGGUGAGCAGCCGUGAGCUGGCAGAUAGGAGCUGUUCUCCCCGUGAGCAUGUGCUGCUGAGCCGUAGUGGGACCCACGUUGCAGAAGCACCUUGGGGGGCCACGCCUCGCACAGAAAGAAGGCGCUGCCUUGGGGUCCAACAGCAACUUCUGGCUGAGCUGCUGGAGUGUGAGCGGGAGUAUUUGACGGCCCUUGCCCAGCCCCUCUCUCUGUCCCAAGAACCUGGGGGACAGGCCUGGCCAGCCGAACUGAGGUGCUUGGGCAGUGCUCUCCGGGCCCUGCGGGAACAGUUGCUGGCUUUCCAUACCAACUACUUCCUUGGCGAGUUGGAGGGGUGCAUGAACCACCCGUCACGUGCUGGGGGCUGCUUCCUGCGACAUGGAGAGAAGCUUCAAAUUUAUGCCACGUAUGCCAAAGAGCACCAUAAGUUCCAGGCUGCCCUGGCUUUGCUUCGAACCACCAGCAAGAAGAGCCCGGCAGAGCUGCGUGAGGACGGGCAAACGGUGCACACGUUGCGUGUGCCCCUGGAGCAGCUGGAGCGGUACCGGCGCUUCCUGGGUGAGCUGCUGCGCGAAUGUGAGCUGGAGCGGGGGCCUGACCGCCAAGCCCUGCAGGAGGCCCAGCAGCUGCUGGAGGCCCAGGAGCAGCGAGGCAGGGACCUGCUGGCCGCAGAGCAGAUCCGGGGCUGCGAGAUGAAACUAUCGGAACAAGGGCCACUGCUGCAGCGUGGCGAGCUCACCGUGGUGUGUGGGCGUCGUAAGUGCCAGCGGCAUGUCUUCCUCUUUGAGCGGCUGCUGCUCUUCACCAAGUGCAAGGGACCCGAGGGCGGCUACGUCUGCAAACAGGCCUUGCAGACAGCAUCCAUGGGGCUGACAGAGAGUGUGGGGCCUAGUGGGCUACGCUUUGAGCUAUGGUUUGGACGUGGACCAGGGCGACAGGCCUACACACUGCAGGCAGCCUCUGCUGAAGUCAAGCAUCAAUGGACAAAUGUUAUAGCCCAACUGCUAUGGAGACAGGCUGCCCAUCCGUCUGUCUCAAUGAGCAUAUCCUCCUGCCCUGCCCAGCGCCUGGCCCCUCUCGGCCUUAGUCCUGGGGCCCCUCCCGGGCUGUCAUUACCCGGCCACUUUGAGGAAGAGGAAUGGGACCUGGAUGUCAAGCCCAUCCCAAGGGCCGAGACGUCUGAGUCCGAUGGACCCUCCCCAAGCCACCAAGAGCUACCUAGGCAAGGAAGAGGAUCGUUGCCCGGCAGCAGCACUGCUUUGGGGCAACCCCAGUCGCACUGGGUGUGGAGUCUACACCGGAAGCUGUUUUCCCCAGGCAGCCGUGGAAGGCAGGACUCAAACCCCAGGAACUCUGGGAACAGAACUGUCUGAGCCCCACCAAACCUUGGAGAUGGGGCAUGAAUGGGCACUAAUGUCAAGCAGUCCUAUGACCUGCUCCUACCAAGACUCCUGAUGGCUGUCCCAUUCACCCCGCUCUGCUACCAUCCCACAGGAACACCCAGACAUGGGCUGCAGUCUACCUUGGGAUGGCUCUGUCCUGUCCCUGGCAGUACCCAUCCAGUGCCUUUUCCACCAUUUUUUCGGGCUGCAAAAUACUGGAGAUUCUUGACCAAGCUGAUGUGGUUGGUAGUGAAAUGGUUUUGUAUUAGGCAAGGAAGGCCAAACCAAUGAGCUCUGGGCUGACCCAAACUAAAGUGCAGACUAGGAGGAAACUUAGUGGAGUCACUGACCGAGUGGGGUGGUUUCCAGACAGUGUUGAACCACACAUUUCCCUGGUGCCCUACCUCUGAUCACAGCUUCAAUCUCUUGCCCAAUUGGUAUUCUGAUCAUUUUGAUGGGAGAUGGAAGGGAGAAUCUGGGCUGCAGUUGCUAGGCAACUACAGUAUGCACUCCCCAAACCAUGUCCAGGUUAGCCCAAGAGGAAAAGGAGAAGGUGGGUCUGGAUUGCAUGGUGAAUCACUAUAAGACACAAAACCACCUUCAUCCAGAGAGGGAGUUCAGAGGCAGCCCCAGCCGAAAGGAAAGGCAUAAUACAGCAAUAUACAUAAUGUUAUGGAGGUUCACAUAAUACAGCUCUCCUAGGACUGUACCACUUUAGAUUGCAGAUGGGUAGCGUGUUUGCAUACCCCCACAUAAAGAAAACUAGUAUGCCGAGGAGAAGGGCUCUAACUUAAGUCAUCUCCCUGGUGUGCUGUUUUCUUAAAAGAGUUUUGACAAGUAAGAAUACUUGGUCAAGUUUACUUCCCCACACUCAUGUGUUUGCAGUCUGAGGAGACAGAAUCUAAGGAGGGCUGUAUCAUGAUUCUGCUGCACCUGGGGAAGUUUUUCCCCUCCCUUGAUUGCUUUUGUUUGUUUUUGAGAUGAUAAGUUUCUGCACACAGUAAUGUUACCACAUUGUUAUGAAUACAAUAAGCCUACAACUUAUGUGGGGGUUACAUUCCAGGGAUCGCCUUUAAAGCCAAAGUCAUGUAUAGUCAAAACACAUUUGAGUGCAAUGGUGGGUGGAAUUGCCAAAGUCUUUUUUCCUAGAUGCCUACCCUCUUUCCGCCUCCCUUUAAUAUUUUUU
This is a messenger RNA of Podarcis raffonei (Aeolian wall lizard), 6157 nucleotides long. RefSeq names its product Rho guanine nucleotide exchange factor 40 (gene ARHGEF40). The record is from RefSeq and is a predicted model, not a curated record. The coding region runs from base 328 to 4962 and encodes 1544 amino acids. Gene Ontology annotation, molecular function: guanyl-nucleotide exchange factor activity. The transcript is spliced from 19 exons. Lineage: Eukaryota; Metazoa; Chordata; Lepidosauria; Squamata; Lacertidae.